UAUAACAUAUCAUACAAGUAGAUAAAAAUAAUGUUAUUAUUAGUACUUUAUUAUAAAAUUAGAGGUCAAAAAUAAUUUACUUCUCCUGCUUCCGAUCAAUCGCUCUCUCGCUCGCUCAUUUGAUUCCCGGCACCGUUUCAAGACCCAUAAAAAACAAGACUGAGAUCUCUUUUUGGGAAGUUUUGAUAGAAGAAAAUCAUCACAUAGUAGAUCAUGGAAACAGGGACGAUCUCUCGACUUCUUCAACCGACUAAGGUUCCAAGUUCUAGAUUUGCCAGUUUCACUUCUAAAUCUUCCAUAUGCUGCACGCGGACAAGGUUAAUGCCUGCUUGCCAUUCCUCACAUGGUGGGCGAGAAAUGAAUUCUGAUGAGCGAGAGAUUACAGUUUUAUCUUCUGAACUCACUCUUAAAAGAAGCAGUGUAGGUGGAGGAUUGUCUUUACAUCGCCCAUUGCACAAGAGAGAUGUAGUUGGCAAAACGUUCUGCUCUGUUGGAUUGUCUACGUAUCCAGGGAGCAUCGUUGAGUCUUCCUCACAGACAGCUGAAGAAAAGAUCGGAGUGCUACUUUUGAAUCUUGGCGGACCAGACACGCUUCAUGAUGUCCAGCCUUUUCUGUUCAACUUAUUUGCUGAUCCUGAUAUUAUAAGGCUCCCCAGAUUGUUCCUUUUUCUCCAGCGCCCAUUGGCACAACUUAUAUCUGUUCUCCGAGCUUCGAAAAGUAAGGAAGGAUAUGCUGCAAUUGGAGGUGGUUCUCCUUUACGAAAAAUAACAGAUGAACAGGCAAGUGCACUAAAAAUGGUGCUAGAAACAAAGGAAGUCCCUGCUAAUGUUUAUAUUGCGAUGCGGUACUGGCACCCGUUCACCGAGGAAGCUGUUCACCAGAUAAAAAGAGACGGGAUUACAAAGCUUGUUGUACUGCCUUUAUAUCCUCAAUACUCUAUCUCUACAACUGGUUCAAGUGUCCGUGCCCUUCAGAAUAUUUUCAAAGAAGACUCUUAUCUGUCCAGACUGCCAGUUGCUGUCAUUGAAUCCUGGUACCAACGACAAGGUUACAUCAAGUCCAUGGCAAACUUGAUUGAGCAGGAGUUACAUAAUUUCACUAAGCCUGAGGAGGUCAUGAUUUUCUUUAGUGCCCAUGGAGUGCCAGUCAGUUAUGUUGAAAAUGCUGGUGAUCCAUAUAGAGAUCAGAUGGAAGAGUGCAUUUUCUUGAUAAUGAAAGAGCUGAAAGCUAGAGAAAUCAACAAUGAUCAUACCUUAGCUUACCAGAGCCGAGUUGGUCCUGUCCAAUGGUUGAAGCCAUACACUGAUGAAGUUCUUGUUGAGCUUGGACAGAAAGGUGUUAAGUCUCUGUUGGCUGUUCCAGUAAGCUUUGUGAGUGAGCAUAUAGAGACUCUUGAAGAGAUUGAUAUGGAAUACAAGGAGUUAGCUCUUGAAUCGGGAAUUGAAAAUUGGGGUCGUGUUCCUGCUCUGAAUUGCACCUCCUCUUUUAUAACUGAUCUGGCAGAUGCUGUUAUUGAAGCAUUGCCCUCGACAGUGGCAAUGUCAACGUCCACUGGCACAGAGGAAGAAGUUGACAAUGAUCCCAUGCAAUAUUUUAUGAAAAUGCUUUUCGGAGCACUAUUAGCAUUUGUUUUUCUGUUUUCACCAAAGAUGGUAUCGGCUUUUAAGAACAUACUUUAGGGAGAGAUCCUUUACAGAAAUAGUACAGACAGAGAUAGCAAAUCAGAGAUGAAACAAUCCUUUACAAAAUAGAAGUUGUAAAUCUAAAAUUAUCUUCUAUUAUACCAAUAUAUAUAACUUGUAGAAA
Messenger RNA from Solanum lycopersicum (tomato), 1807 nucleotides. Its product is annotated as ferrochelatase-2, chloroplastic. The record is from RefSeq and is a predicted model, not a curated record. Lineage: Eukaryota; Viridiplantae; Streptophyta; Magnoliopsida; Solanales; Solanaceae. Gene Ontology annotation, molecular function: protoporphyrin ferrochelatase activity. Gene Ontology annotation, cellular component: mitochondrion. Gene Ontology annotation, biological process: heme biosynthetic process.